This is a messenger RNA of Nothoprocta perdicaria, 4884 nucleotides long. RefSeq names its product polycystin 2, transient receptor potential cation channel (gene PKD2). Bases 2325 to 4700 code for a protein of 791 amino acids. The transcript is spliced from 14 exons. The record is from RefSeq and is a predicted model, not a curated record. Lineage: Eukaryota; Metazoa; Chordata; Aves; Tinamiformes; Tinamidae. Gene Ontology annotation, biological process: potassium ion transmembrane transport; detection of mechanical stimulus; release of sequestered calcium ion into cytosol. Gene Ontology annotation, molecular function: muscle alpha-actinin binding; voltage-gated sodium channel activity; potassium channel activity. Gene Ontology annotation, cellular component: membrane.
AGGGUAUGAGCGAAGCAUUAGUUCAGAUAGGUUCAAUAAAUGAGUGUACAGAUCCUUCAAAAGGAUGAUGAGUCUCCAGUUAAUGUAAGACAUGGGCUGAAAAUGUUGAAUCGAGGCUGGAAAUGAAGUGUUUUUGUUGCUCUCAGUUAAUGUCAACUUAAAUCCAGUGCUGGGUACCACCACUGUUCUUAACGCAUCUUAAACUAUACUGUAAUAUGCUGGAAAAGGGUAAAAUGAAUAUGUGCCUUCUAGAAAUGUGGCCACUAAUGAAAGCUUCAAGCUAGUGGUUGGCCAAGUGUGGAGUCCAUUUAAUGUGAAGAUGAUUGUGUGAUUUCGAGUGCUUUAUUACUCUCUUUUUCUUCCACACGUAACUUUCCAUUCCUUGCUGGCUUGUAAUAAUGGUCGAAUAUGACUGAAUUUGAGCUCGCAGGCUUUCUGCUCUCUGCAUUUCUUUUUGGUGAGUAAUGUGCUGACAGGCGGCCCGCGGCUCUCGUGCCAGCUCAGCUCCCUGGCCCUUCCAGCCUUUUCCCUGUGCCGCAAUGUUUUCCUGCCGUUAUUAUGAGCGUUGCUAGUGCAACGGGCUGUAUUCAAGGCUAGACUUGGGGAGGGCUUUGCUAGCGACUGGGUGAAUGGGCUUCUUGUUGUGUUUCUGUCUUCUAGGAUGACCUAAUGAUGAGAAUUUGGCAUCUUCUGUUGUAAAGCUGCAGUCUUUAUCUCUGAGUUUUCAGGCUUAAUCUUAAGAGAGGUUUUUCAGAGUUGUUCUUUCUUUUGGGGCAGGCAUCACAUAUUAAUGAUAGAGGUUAGUGAAAAGUAUAAUUAACAGAAGAGAAUGAACAGACAGAUAUUAAUGCGAAGCCUGUUAGUGUUUGCUGUAUUUAUGCUGGAGAACUUUCCUUGGUGACUGUCCAGCUAGAUCAUAUUUUGAACUAGGAGAGGAGCAAAAAAGCCUUAUAAAUACCUGGCACGUUAAUCUUUGCUUGAAUUUCAGCUUGCGGGUAGAUGGAAACCUCGCUUAUUCCUCCCUCUUCAUUAAUGAAGCUCUGCAGCAGGCAGCUUUGCCAUCUUUCUUAGUCUUUGCAGCAAUGGCUGGCACUGAAAUUCCCCUUCAGUCUCAGCUCCGUAAUCUGUUUUGACUAUCCCGUGUUGCUUUUCCAUUUGACUUCAGAUUUCUGUGGUACGUUUGACGGAUCCAAGAUCUUUUUCCUAGGGAUUUUGAGGUUACUUCAUCUCCAUCCACUGGCAAUAUGAAGGAUGUUUUCAAGGGCUCACCAUUUGAAAUACUUGAAAAGGGAAAGGGUGGAAGCUUGACAGUGAUUUACAAGAGCGAAUUUAUUUACAUAUGCACAGUUGUAAAUACAGCUUAUAUACACAUAUACUAUACACACACGUAUACUGCACGCAUGCCAAUAUUCCUGCCAUCUUUCUAGCCCUGUAAACUAAGGUCAUGUCUUAUUUAUUCUUGAAUAGAGAAGCUGCUGGAAGGUAGCAGCUCUGGACUGAAAUUCCGCAGCUGCUCCCAGCUUUUCUCUCUCCUGUAUUCAACACAGGAAAUGAGUGUGGUGGUUCCUGACUGCUUUCCAUUCUCAGAUUGCUGUUUCUUUCGGUCACUCCUUUUAACAGCCUCUUUUUCUUCACUGCUAACCUCUUGGGAAGGAUAACCCAAGCUCAGUAAGUUUUCCUGCCGGAACUUCUUGAGACUACCAAUGCCAUGAAGCUGGUAACACCCUCAGAUAGUUUAGUUAAUACAGUUGCCCAGUUUGGCAGCUGCUUAUUAAAAGGAUUACCAGCAUGUCCCUGAUAAUUCUUUGUGUGUGGGUAAAGAAAUUGAUGUAGCAGACCUCCCUAGCAUCCCCAUUGUCCCUUUUUUGGACACGUCCCUCCUCUCAGGGAGAGGAAGGUGAUAUUUGUUUGAUUUUGUUUUCUGUGCUUGUUUUAAGCUUGUGUUUUACUGUCUUGUCCUUCCUUCAGGUAGAAAAUUAAUCCUUUCAUAGGCAUAUUUUCAAACUCACUGCGUUGCAUUUCUUGAAGGGUGACUAUCAAUGUGUGCCUUUGUGGAUGUAAUUUAUUUGCCUGCCAUCUGAUUUUUAAAUGACACCAUUUUUGGCAAAUACUCAACGAAUUCUGCAAGAGUUCUGCUGAACUGUUACUAAAUAAAUAUUAUAUACAUGGGGUGACAUGAGCCUCUUGGGACCUCUAAGGGAGACAAGCCAAAGAAAUUGUUCUCAAAAUAACUUAGAUCAGUUCAAAAUCUAUAGAAGGUCCGACAGGAGACAGGACGUUGGGUUCAGAAGCAGCUGCCCAAGCAAGGCAUCUCUUGAUUAAUUAUGCAACUAGCAUGUCUAGUAUCAGACACUGUAUUUCUAUCAUUAUAUCUGUUUUUCUUGCCAGGUCUGUGGGGCACCAGACUCAUGGAAGAAAACAACACUAGCCGAGAGCGGUAUCUGAGAAGUGUCCUGCGGGAGCUCGUCACAUACCUGGUCUUUCUUGUGGUCUUAUGUGUCCUGACUUACGGGACAGUGAGUUCCAGUAUGUACUAUUAUACCAGGGUCAUGUCGCAGCUCUUCCUGGAAACACCUGUAUCAAAAAUGGAGAAAACCGAUUUCAAAACUUUGUCCACAAUGGAUGACUUCUGGAAGUUCACGGAAGGCCCUUUGCUGGAUGGUCUUUACUGGGAGAUGUGGUAUAACAACAAAACCAUGGCUGAAAACAAGAGCUUCAUUUAUUACGAGAACCUGCUCCUAGGGGUGCCUCGCAUUCGGCAGCUGAAAGUGAGAAAUGGUUCGUGCUCCAUACCCGAGGACUUAAAGGAUGAGAUCCAAGACUGCUAUGAUGUCUACUCGGUAGCCAAUGAAGACACUGCUCCUUUUGGGCUCCGAAACGGAACAGCCUGGACAUACACCAACGAGAAGGAUUUGAACGGGAGCAGCCACUGGGGCUUGAUUGCAACGUACAGUGGAGCUGGUUAUUACCAGGACCUCUCAAGGACCAGGGAAGUGACGGCUGUGCAGAUCGCCAGCCUGAAGAAGAACCUGUGGCUGGACAGGGGGACGAGAGCAGCUUUCAUUGAUUUCUCCGUAUACAACGCGAACAUCAACCUGUUUUGUGUGGUUAGGUUGUUAGUGGAGUUUCCAGCAACUGGAGGCCUUGUCACAUCUUGGCAGUUUCAGCCAGUGAAGCUCAUUCACUACAUCUCCACUUUUGAUUUUUUCCUGGCAGCCUGUGAAAUUGCAUUUUGUCUCUUUAUUCUUUAUUAUAUGGUGGAAGAGAUCUUAGAAAUUCACAUUCAUAAGCUGCACUACUUCAGGAGUCUCUGGAACUGUCUUGAUAUCCUGAUCAUUGUGCUCUCUGUAGUAGCUAUAGGAAUUAGCAUCUAUAGGACCUCAACUGUGGAUACGCUCCUGAAGAAACUGCUGGAAGAGCAAAACUCGUUCCCAAAUUUUGAACCUUUGGCAUAUUGGCAAAUACAGUUCAACAAUGUUGCUGCAGUCACUGUGUUUUUUGUGUGGAUUAAGCUUUUCAAAUUUGUGAACUUCAACAGAACGAUGAGUCAGUUAUCCACUACCAUGUCUCGCUGUGUCAAAGAUGUCAUUGGCUUUGCAAUUAUGUUUUUUAUUAUUUUUCUAGCAUAUGCUCAGUUGGCUUAUCUUGUCUUUGGCACUCAAAUUGAUGACUUCAGCACUUUCCAGGAGUGCAUAUUUACUCAGUUCCGCAUCAUUUUGGGAGACUUUAACUUCACAGAGGUUGAAGAAGCUAAUCGAAUUUUGGGACCAAUUUAUUUCACUACAUUUGUGUUCUUUAUGUUCUUCAUUCUUUUGAACAUGUUUUUGGCCAUUAUCAAUGAUACCUAUUCCGAAGUCAAAUCAGAUAUGGCACACCAGAAGGCAGAAAUGGAACUGUCAGACCUUAUAAGAAAGGGCUACAACAAAGCCAUGAUCAAACUUAAACUGAAGAAGACCACUGUUGAUGACAUUUCAGAAAGCCUCAGACAAGGUGGGGGGAAGUUAAAUUUUGAUGAACUCCGACAAGACCUGAAAGGAAAGGGUCACACUGAUGCGGAGAUUGAAGCCAUCUUUACCAAAUACGACCAGGAUGGGGACCAGGAACUGACAGAGCACGAACAUCAGCAGAUGAGGGAUGACCUGGAGAAAGAGAGGGAGGACCUCGAGCUGGAUAGGAGCUCUCUGCCGCGUCCCCUGAGCAGCCGCAGCUUCCUCCGGAGCCUGGAUGACUCGGAGGAGGACGAAGAUGAAGACAGUGGGCACAGUUCUAGGAGGAGAGGCAGCAGCUCCAGCGGAGUUUCCUACGAAGAGUUUCAAGUGCUCAUGAGGCGGGUCGAUCGCAUGGAGCAUUCCAUCGGCAGCAUCGUCUCCAAGAUCGAUGCCGUUAUCGUAAAGCUUGAAGCGAUGGAGAGAGCCAAACUGAAGAGGAGGGAUGUGUUGGGGCGACUGUUGGAUGGAGUGACGGAGGAUGAAAGACUGGGGCGAGACAACGAAAUCCACAGGGAACAAAUGGAGCGGCUCGUCCGGGAGGAGCUGGAGCGCUGGGAAUCGGAUGAUACGGCCUCCCAAAUGAGCCAUCGGUUGGGAACGCCUCUCGGACUCAACGGGCAGCCUCGGUCGAGGAGCUCCCGGCCCUCCUCCUCCCAGUCAGAUGGUGUUGAUGGAGGCGGGGGAAAUGGAGGGAAUAACAUCCAUGCGUAAGAUGAAUUGUGUAGUUCGUGCUGUGUGUUGCAGGUCAGUAUUAAGCCAGCAAAUACGCUAGUUAACUGUUGCCCAGAGUGAGGUCAUCGUCACCCUGAUCUAACCAUGAAAGGAAGAAGUCAGUGGUGGGUAAAAAUCAGUAUUUUCUUUGUCAGGAAUUUCCAAAACUCCGUAAGCCAUAUGU